Mytilus trossulus (common blue mussel) is the source of this 789-nucleotide messenger RNA. RefSeq names its product collagen alpha-1(II) chain-like. Lineage: Eukaryota; Metazoa; Mollusca; Bivalvia; Mytilida; Mytilidae. Gene Ontology annotation, cellular component: extracellular matrix. The record is from RefSeq and is a predicted model, not a curated record. Bases 1 to 789 code for a protein of 262 amino acids. The transcript is spliced from 6 exons.
AUGUCAAUAUACAUGUGUUUAUGGUUUUGCCUAGCAGCUCUUGUUGCUCUUCAGGUUGGUGCUAAAUCUACGCAAAGGAUACUCGGCAAACUUACAGAACAACAAGAUAAGGAUGAGGAUGUAGAGCGUGUAAAAAGAUACAAUAACGACAACGCAGACUAUGUUUAUGUCGAUCUUGGACAAGAACAGAACAAAGAUGAACCUUAUGAAGUAAUAGAAAUAGGAGUACCUGGGCCUCCUGGGAAACAAGGUGCACAAGGAAUAAGAGGAUAUCCUGGUCAAGCUGGAACUCCUGGGGAAAAAGGAUAUAAAGGAGACCCUGGUAAAACAGGACGUGCUGGACUUCGAGGGUUCACUGGGUCUACCGGACCAGAAGGUCAGAUGGGCGAUCCUGGGGAGAGGGGUAACACCGGAAUAAUAGGACCUGCUGGACCAUCUGGAUCAAUUGGACCUAUUGGACACAGUGGUGACCCCGGAAUAGACGGAGCCGAUGGACCACCUGGUGCUAAUGGUUCAAAUGGUGUACAAGGAGAACAAGGACCUCCUGGAAACUCUGGACUCCCUGGCCAAACUGGUCCAUCUGGUCUAUCCGGUCCUCCAGGACCGUCUGGUCCAACAGGGGAAAUUGGACACACUGGACCAGAGGGACCAAAGGGAGAUUCUGGGGACACAGGAGAUCAAGGAAACACUGGACUUAGAGGGGAAUCUGGAUCAAAAGGUCCACCUGGACCCAUUGGUCCAAAAGGAGAUACUGGUCCUACAGGACCUUCUGGUAUUUAUAAUUUGUAA